CGUCUCGCGCCUUCCCAGGGUAUCUGGUGCAACUCCCGUCUGCUGAUCCGGACGCAAAACUCCGGGGGACCGUCGGCAAAUGUAUCAUUAGCAAAGGAAACCAAAACAACUCCUUAGGGCAGCUAGGAAACCUGAAAAAAUUGUAUGGUAGGAAAUGGAAGAAGUUAGUGAGCAGUACCGGCAGUUGAGAAGCGAGAACCACCCGACUCUUCCUUGCUAAGCUGCUUCUAGACUACUAACUGCCUGAACAUUCCAUCCAGGGAAGGGAAGCCAUAAGCCACAAGCUUAGCCUAUUUGCUUAAAACUUAUUCUAAAGGCUUCCCUGAUGUUCAGAGAUAAUUCCUGCUGUUCCUGUUACUUCCUGCCAAAACAGCAAGCACUAACAAUAAAUAGCUUGCAUACUUCUAUCUCUUAUUUCGUUCCAGCAUCAUUUUUCGCUGGCCUCCAUGCUACAUACAGUUCACAGUGGCCAGGAGUCUUAUUUCCAACCACUACUUAGUCCAUGCAAAGGUGUUUGCCUGCGUGUGAAUAUAAGCAAAGCCUUUAAGGCAUUUUCUGACACAUGGGAAGAACUGUGUGUUUGCAAGUCUCAUUUAUUUUUGCAGUUUUUAAAGGUUUAUAUUAUUAUUAUCAUCAUCAUCAUUAUUAUUAUUGUGUGUGUAUGUGUUUAUGUUUGUCCACAUGUGUGCAGGUGCUCAAGGAGGUUUAGAAGAGGGUGUCAGAUCUCUGGGAGCUAGAGUUAACAGGCAGUUAUUAUUAGCUGCCGUGUAGGUGCUGGGAACUGAAGCCCUGUCCUCUGCAAGAGGAGCAAGUGCUCUGAGCCUCUGAGCCAUCUUACCAGCUUGCAAGUCUUAUUUAUUUUUAACAGUGUUAUCACUUAUGGUUAUGUCUUUAUGACGGUCAGUCCCUCUAGGACACAAAUUGCCUUCCCCAAAUUGAUUGAUGAUUCACACUUGUGAGAAAGCAGACUUCGGAAGCUCUAGUUAUAAUGGAGCCUGAAGUUGGGGUAGUCUUCCUGAGGUCUUAGCUGUCAACCCUUCUGACAGUAGGAAGUGAGGGUCUAUUAUGAUGGGUGGAUUUGGGUGGUGCUCCAUUAUAUCUAGUGUCCUCCCUAGCUCCCCAUCACUUACAGGAACAAUGUAGCUUUUUGGAUCCCUAACUGCCAUCUCUCACUAUUCUUUUGCCUCACCACAUGUGAUCUUUCCCCUACCAAGGCAUAUACCAUCUGUGGUUCUCAGACUCGACUGCGGUUUGCUGAGGCUCUACCACAUAGGGGGUCAUCCUUCAAACCAGCUUGAGGCCAAAUCAGCUUUAAAUAUGCAUAUGUGUUUCCGGAGUAUUUAGAAGUCUAAGGUGGGCUGAUCAAGACUUGGUGCUCACCGGGGGAGUCCACAGCUGCCCCCACCCAACAGGAAAUGGCGCCCAGCGCUCCCCACCUCAAUGCAGAUGCUUUUCCUGUUGGGAAUAAAGUGCCAGAGACUCAACUUCCUUCCUUUCUGCUUUGAAGGAGGGGCCUUGGGGGAGAAGUAGGGGUUUCUGGGCCGUGAAGUGGGAGAGAGGCUUCCUUGGGGAGAGGAAUUUGGCUGCUGGUGCCAAAGGAGCUGGAGUCCCUCCGGUCCCGUGAGCAGUGAGGGUGUGCCCAGCUCUGCAGGAGCGAGAAGGCUACUCUCAAGGCCAAGGCCACUUGCAGAGGAGGGAGAACUGGACACCGGUCAGAUCUGUCAGUGGUGCAGUCCUACCUGGAAGGUGUGCAGACUGGUGUGUGGCAGCUGACCCGAGCCCUCGAGGCUGUGCAGGGAACUCGUGAAGCUUUGAGCCAGGCCCAUCACUUACUAAAGGGUUUGUCUCGGACCUCACAAACCCUGGAACCCCUGAGGGAAUGUGUUGUCCAGCACAAACAACUUCAGAUCCUGACUCGGUUGUUGCCAAGGCUACAAGCAGUGCCGGCUACAGUGGCCCACACGCAGACCCUGAUAGACUCUGAGCGACUCUUGGAGGCAUAUGUGAGCCUGCGGGAACUAGAGCAGCUGAAAGAGGAGACACUGGCACCCCUAGGAGGUCUGGAGUUGCCAAUCUUCCAGGGGCUAGGCCUUCUGGCUGAGGCCCUAGGCCAAGCUGUGGAGGCGGCUGCAGGAGCUGCGGGGCGGCUGGCACGAGAGGACCCAGCCCUGCUGGUAGCUGCUAUUCGUGUGGCAGAGGUGGAGACUGAGCGCACAAUCCUGGGGCAGGCACCCCGAGACUGGCGGCAGCGAUGUCUUCGGGCGCUACAGGAGGGCCUGGAGCGGGUCCACUUUGCAUCGCCUGUGCUUCCGGAGCCAGGGGCUCUGGCGGGGUGGCUUGAGGCUCUGCAGGUAGCCUUGCCCGCCGAGUUGGCAACAGCGGAGGCAUUGGUGGCACCCUGCUGCCCACCAAGCUACCGUGUGGUUGAGCUAUGGGCCCACACCCUGCACAGUGGCCUGCGCCGUAGCGUGCAGCAACUCCUCGCGGGGCCCGAGCUAGGAGCUGCUGACACGUUUGCCUUGCUGCACUGGGCACUGCAUGUGUACACGGGGAAGGAAAUGAUGGGGAACUUGGAACUGGGGCCUGAGGCUGAUGUGUCCCAGCUAGAGCCCCUCUUGACCUCAGAGAACAUUGAGCAGCUGGAGGCAGCCUUUGUGGCUCAGGUUCAGGUAAGUGUGGCUCAGUGGCUGAAGAAGGCACUGGAUGGAGAGGUAGCAGAGUGGAGCGGGGAACAGGAGCCCCCCACAGAUCCAUCCGGUUUCUACCACUCCCCAAUGCCAGCCAUUGUCCUGCAGAUCCUGGCUGAAAACAUUCAAGUGACCAACCUGAUUAGUGACUCAUUGCAUCGGCGGGCGCAUAACAUGGCAGUGUCAGAGCUGGGCGCAUUCUUGAGAAGCUUCAGCGACGCUCUGAUCCGAUUCUCUCGAGACCAUCUCAGGGGAGACGCCGUGGCCCCUCACUAUGUGCCCUACCUACUGUCUGCCUUCAACCACCAAUCAGCACUGAGAUCUUCGGUCUCGGUCCUGCUGCCGGACGGGGAAGCUUCCGGGGUCUUAGCUCCAGUGGAAGCUGCGCUGGACGACGUACAAAGGAGGAUCUGCCGCCUGGUUUUGGAAGUACUGCAGGUUGAGCUCCAGCCCCUGUUCUCCGCUCUGCCCUCGCGCCGGUGGCUAUUGAGUUCUGAGUUGCUAGAUGGUGUGUGUGAGCAGACGUCGCACUUCUGCCAGGACUUCUGGCGCGUACGGAAGCCUGGUGUUCAGCUGCUGCUGGCAGAGGCGGAACGAACCGUGGUGUUACAAUACCUAAGGGCUCUGAUGCAGGGCCGCCUAGUGUGCCGCGGUACGGACGAGCGGAGCCAGGCGGCUGAGCGACUUCGGCAGGAUGCUGCCCAGCUCAAAGAGCUUUUCCUUGGUUUGGGCCUGGAAGAGAGCGCUCACUGCGCGCCCGUCCUGCUCGCGCUGAGGGAACUGCUCAACCUCCACGACCCCACACUGCUUGGCCUCGAGGUGGCAGGCUUGAGGCAGCAAUUUCCCGACGUGAGCGAGGAUCACGUCUCUGCCCUCUUGGACCUGCGCGGAGACGUGUCCCGAGAGCAUCGUCAGGCAGCACUCAGUUCGCUGCAGGCGGGUCCACCGCCCUCACCGUCCACUGGCCGCCGGGCGCUCUUCAGCCUGGUACCGACGCCUACGCCCUCCCUGUCCUCCUGCCUCCCUUCAGGUCCCUGCUCCUGACACCCAUCUGUUUGCGUAAUAAAGCCACGUCUACGACA
Mus musculus (house mouse) is the source of this 3769-nucleotide messenger RNA. It is a transcript of the gene Exoc3l, whose product is annotated as exocyst complex component 3-like. Gene Ontology annotation, cellular component: exocyst; cytoplasm; transport vesicle. The coding region runs from base 2559 to 3731 and encodes 390 amino acids. The transcript is spliced from 12 exons. The record is from RefSeq and is a predicted model, not a curated record. NCBI's taxonomy places the organism in Eukaryota, Metazoa, Chordata, Mammalia, Rodentia, Muridae. Gene Ontology annotation, biological process: exocytosis.